Molecule: messenger RNA, 818 nt
Organism: Spodoptera litura
Lineage: Eukaryota; Metazoa; Arthropoda; Insecta; Lepidoptera; Noctuidae
Gene: eEF1beta
Product: elongation factor 1-beta
Biological process (GO): translational elongation
Cellular component (GO): eukaryotic translation elongation factor 1 complex; cytosol
Molecular function (GO): guanyl-nucleotide exchange factor activity; translation elongation factor activity
Source: RefSeq, a predicted model, not a curated record
GUCAGAUUUCUUUUUCAUUCCUUCUUGCUCACAUUGUGCCGGGGCGUGUGGCUAUUACUCGAAAAAUACUACAUUUUUAAAUAAAAAUGGCCGUAGGAGACGUUAAAACCGCACAAGGCCUUAAUGAGCUUAACAAUUUCUUAGCUGAUAAGAGUUAUGUGUCAGGUUACACACCAACUCAAGCCGAUUUCCAAGUAUUUCAACAAGUCGGCAAGGCCCCGAGCGCAAGCUUGCCCCACGCUCUCCGGUGGUACAACCAGAUUGCCUCUUACAAUGCCGAGGAGCGCAAAUCCUGGCCAGCUGGUGCUAGCCCUCUGACCGCUGGCGGAAAGACCACCACAGCACCUGCACCCGCUGCUAAGGAUGACGACGAUGAUGACGUCGACCUAUUCGGAUCUGGCGACGAGGAAGAGGAUGCAGAGGCUGCCAGAAUUCGUGAAGAACGCCUGAAAGCUUAUGCUGACAAAAAAUCGAAGAAACCUGCUCUCAUUGCUAAAUCAUCUAUAAUCCUUGACGUAAAGCCAUGGGACGAUGAAACAGACAUGAAAGAAAUGGAAAACCAGGUCCGCACCAUCGAAAUGGAUGGUCUCCUCUGGGGAGCUUCCAAACUUGUACCUGUUGGAUAUGGUAUCAACAAACUGCAGAUCAUGUGUGUCAUUGAAGAUGACAAAGUCUCUGUUGAUCUCUUGACUGAAAAAAUCCAGGAAUUCGAAGACUUCGUCCAGUCUGUUGAUAUUGCUGCUUUCAACAAAAUCUAAGAUGUGCAGCCAGUUUAAUUUUAAGUUUACAUUUGAAUAAAAUCAAAAUUUUUCCACAAA